Molecule: messenger RNA, 4266 nt
Organism: Branchiostoma floridae (Florida lancelet)
Lineage: Eukaryota; Metazoa; Chordata; Leptocardii; Amphioxiformes; Branchiostomatidae
Product: enhancer of polycomb homolog 1-like
Exons: 16
Coding region: 276-2405 (709 amino acids)
Biological process (GO): regulation of transcription by RNA polymerase II
Cellular component (GO): piccolo histone acetyltransferase complex
Source: RefSeq, a predicted model, not a curated record
GCAAUGGCGCUUCUGGUCCGGGCGGGGAACUCUGGGAAGGCUGGGCUUGUGUCCGCCAUGUUUGUCCGAAACCAAAUGGCGAAAUUCGAUGGGAACUGAGGUGGUCAUUCUCCGGCCAGCAGCAGGAUCGGGGACCAACUGACCCCAUAAUUCGGUGCUGAGGGUGGUCAUCUUACACCUUCAGUACCUUUCGUGCGGUCGCGAGUGGAUUUUGUGCGGAGUUUUUGUGAUCGUAAUCUGCUCAUUUCGUAUUCUUUUUUUUCCUGGCCCACACCAUGAGUAAGUUAUCGUUCCGAGCCCGUGCGCUGGACGCCAGCAAGCCCAUGCCGGUGUUCCACACGGAAGACCUGCCCGAUCUGCCCGAGUACACCGCCAUCAACCGCGCCGUGCCGCAGAUGCCCACCGGCAUGGAGAAGGAAGAGGAAUCGGAGAGACAUCUUCAGCGAGCCAUGUCCGCGCAGCAGGUGUACGGUGCGGUUGAGAACCUGGUGAUCCCCACCCCACCAGCGCAGGUCGGUGUCGGGUACUAUGAAGAUCUGUACGAGGGACAGUUCAAACCACAGAAGCAGUUUGUACAUGUACAAGCGCUGAACAUGGAGCAGGACUACCCUGAGUAUGACAUGGACUCGGAUGACGAGCGGUGGAUGAACACCCACAACAAGCGCAGCUCUGCCAUGACCCUGGAGCCCCAGCAGUUCGAGGAGAUGAUGGAUCGGUUAGAGAAGGGCUCAGGACAACAGCCUGUCACGUUACAAGAAGCCAAGCUGCUCCUGAAGGAAGAUGAUGAUCUCAUCAAGGCUGUGUACGACUACUGGCUCAAGAAGAGAAACAAAAGUCCCCAUCCGCUGAUCGCACAGGUGAGGACGGAGAAGAGAGACGGGUCGACGACCAACAACCCGUACGUGGCCUUCAGAAGGAGAACGGAGAAGAUGCAGACCAGGAAGAAUCGGAAAAAUGACGAAGCUUCCUAUGAAAAGAUGCUGAAACUUAGGAGAGAUCUAAAUAGAGCUGUAACAUUGUUAGAAAUGGUCAAAAGAAGAGAGAAGAGCAAAAGAGAGCUAUUACAUCUAACAAUAGAAAUAGUAGAAAAAAGAUAUCAAUCGGAUGACUUUAGCGGCCAGUUGCUAGCGGAGGUGAUGGCCCAAAGACACCAGCGGCCCUCGUACACGCCGUCUCCCGUGCCAAAUGGUUCCCUGUACGCCGCCAUGCAAGGCAACCGGCCUGACUGGGCGAACAGAAUAAACGGGGAGCAGGUCCAGGUAGUUAGAAAGAAGCGCGAGUACAAGAAGAGAAAACACAAAACUGCUUCUGCUGCCCACGUGAAGGAGGAGCACGGCAGGGCGCACCCGACCACGCCCACCUACUCUGACAUGGACCUCCACAAGUACGACUUCCCCAGCAGUGAGGAGGACGUCUCGCCGGCACAGUCUGCAGAAGAGGACACGGACAAUGACCCUGAUGGCUCCUUCGCCUUCAGGAGAAAGAAAGGCUGUAACUACUACCAGGCGAGAGUAGACACGCCGGGGAACUGGCCCUGGGAGGCGAAAGAAGAGGGUGGUUUGGGAGACCCGAGGUACAGAUACUCCUGUACAACCCUGUCCAUGCCCAGGAGAUGUGUGGGGUUCGUACGCAGGAGAGUCGGCAGAGGUGGCAGGGUAAUACUUGAUAGAGUCUUCACUCCCUUCGACAACGCCCUAGAGGACCUCGACCUCUCCAACUCCAGUUCUCUUCCCAAUGGACUACCUCCCAGUUGGCUAACAGACAUUAGGAACAAAAAGUGGCGGCACUUCAGACCGCGGUCGCCCCCUUCGGAAGACGACAGCUCUCCCUCGCAAGCCCCGCCCAGUUUCAGCGACCACCUGUCCAGCCUCAUCACGUUCCCCGCCUCCCCGCCCGAGGAAAUCUCGGCCGAGCAGUUCCACGACCACCAACAAGAGCUGGUCAAGGUAAACCUCGGGAUGCAGAAACAGCAGUUAGCGGCUCAGCAAGACGAGGCAGUCUCCACCAUCCUUAACCAAUCAUUCUCCUCACAACCAACUUCCAGGUUUACGGUGGACUCUGCGAGUGCCCAGUUUGCUGUGUCGGCGGUGGUGUCGAACACAGAGAACCUGGAUACCUCGCUGAAGCUGCGGGAGGGCCCGGAAUCUGCGCACAACGGUGUACUGGAGGCAACAGGGUCAGGAACCAACAAGGUCACACUCCACCUCCCCCCCUGCAGCAGUAUUACAACUGAACUACCCCCUCUCCCAGACCCCCCCUGUCCCCGUCAACCCCCCUCCCCCAACCACCACCCUCGUCACGGCCACUACGAGAACGGGCAGUCCCCAGGCCACCCCGACACCGACCACCGCCGGGGCAGUCACACCAAAUCCUUCCUCGUCAUUGGCCAGAAUGGUCGCCCCUAGCAACGCAGCUGUUUUAAAACUCGCGGCACCAACGUCUAACAGUAUGGCCAACAAUGUAGAUAGUAUAUCUAGGGACAACCACGAGGAUGGUCUUGUAAAUAGUAUAGGAGAAACAACCUUGGCAAUGGAGGUCACGUGACUGCUGUUCCAAGUUGCUGCUACACCCCCUCUUCUGGAGGGAUUCUCAACCAGUGUUCCCUUUACUGGGGACACCUCCUAUUUUGUACAGCAGUGUUUUGUUUUCGUUUUUUUGUUUUUUUUUAAAUGAAUUUUUCCAUCAGGGACAGUAAGACAGUGUUUGUUCUACCUGUACAGAUGUUGUGUAUAAAGGGCCUGUACCAGGCCAACAUAGAAACAACUCCAAAUCUUUGUACAUAAUGCACUUUGAAAUAUUAAUUAUAGUGUGUAUUGUAUGACAAAAUAUGACAGAUUGCAUAGAAUGUAAUGGAAGUUGCAUAUAUUUGGUAUUUAUUUGGCUAUGGCUUGGAUGGCAGAAGAGAGUAAAAAAUAAAGUGUCUACGCCAACUUUUUGUACUGUAUGCUUACAAAAUCUUAUGAAUUAUAAUUCUUCAUUUGGAGAAAGUAGAUGGGUAGUGUAUUCUUAUUACAGUCAAGCAGCCGCACCCCCGUUUGUCCACCAGGUGGUACAAUCCCUGUGGUAAAUGUAGCAGAGAUUGGACUCCCCCAUUUUUAUCAAGGGGUGGUUGUUAGAAAGAGCAGCACUACUAUAGAGUCUGUUACGAUGUCUUUCAAGUAUUUUUGUAUGGCUUUUUGAUCUCAUCCAAGAAUCUCUGCACGUUUAACCACGCACGUUCCCUCGUAAAAAUAUAUACCUGGGAAGGAAGAAAAUUGAUAUUAGCAAACAAUAUUGCCACAGUAAUGGCUGUUAAAUGUGUGUCGAUGUCUCAAACACAUUGUGUAGCAAAUGAAAUUAAAAAUCACUUGUAUUUGUUCCGAGACAAACGUCCAAAAUUUUCGUUUUGUUUUAUAACCCCCUCCCCAGUAAAGUCUUCACUCACUGUGAUAGAUUUAAUUGGAAAAUUGAUAACAUUACUGUUCAGAAAGGUACUGAAACUUGUGAAUGUUGUGGUCACUUUAGCACUUAUCUAAAGGCACAAGAAUAAGGAACUGUUGUCAAAGUGCAAGAAAGCACUUGUCUCAGAAACAAUGUAGCUGUUAAGUGGUUUAAAGAAUUAGCCAAUGAAUUGAAUAACAAUUUCCCAAAUUGACCCCCGUGAAACCAAGAUAUUCAAAUUGGUUUGUUCCCAGGACAGUCCAGUCUUUAGUAAGUCUGGAUUUUACCAUUAUAACUAAAGGGGUGGUAGGAUUGGCCCAUAAAUAUUAUUCCCUUACAUUUGAGUGGAUUUUCUACUACCAUUGUUUUGUUAGGUUUGUGGUGUUUUCCAUUGAUUCUUUCUGGAAUAUGGAUAGUGUCUAUGCAUACUGUUACAUUUACACUCCCCCCCCCCCGACACACAUGGUUUGCCCCAUAGCAUUGUACCCUUCCAUACCAGACUGGAUUGUUCUAUUUGUACGACGGGGGUUACCAUAUGUAUCCUUAAGAAAAUAUUAAGCCCAAGUGACAGCCCAGAGAAAUCUAUGUAUGUACUUGUUUGUAAUUCUUGAACGUAGUGUGACAUUUCUUUUGGCGACGCCUCAAGGGCAGAGCCUUUGGGGUAUUAUUCUGAUUGUAACCUGGAACAGAAGUGUAUUUUUCUAACCGUUCUGAUUGGUCCCCAGCGCCCAGGCAACACUUGUCUCUCAGGAUGUGGCAAUUCUAUGUACCGUACCUGCUAUUGUACAAAUUCAUCUGAAUAUGUGAUUGUGAGAGAUAAAAAAACAAGGAACAUCUUUUACCAUA